AUGGAGAGACGCGAGCGCGAGAUCGCCGCGGGGUCCCUCUCGCGUAGUGAUGAGGAGGUCGUGAACAAGGAUCCGGAGUACGACGCGGCCGCGGCGCGCGAAUUCGCGCGGCAGCACGAGGCGUACGGAUCGCAUCGGUGGUCGCUGUUGUCGGAGGAGGACAAGGCGUUCGCGACCGAGAGAGGAUUCGACGUCGUGAUUCGCGACGUCGGCAUCGGAGGGCUGCGAUAUAAAAACCAGGUGAAGUGUUUGCAUUUGCACUACGCGCAUUGGCUCGUUACCAGGGAUAACAUCGUCGGGGGGUGGGUGCACGACGAGCUGAUGAAGCGCGCGGCGGCGACGAGAGGGACGACGACCGGCGGUUGAAAAGCUCAGUCGUAAUUUAAAACAGCGUCUGGUCGUAGCGAUAACGUCUUACUACCUUCGUAGCUAGCUAGGCGUCUCGUCGCGCCUCUUCCGGGUAGGACGCCCCCAGUGACGGAUCCAAGUCCACGCCGGCGGCUCGCAACUUCCCCGCGAGGUACGCCCGGCGCUGCGCCCUGCCCUCGAGCGCCUCCCACUCGAAGAACGGCACGCACGCCAGCCCCCGGUGCCGCCGCGACAGAAACGCGUCCCUGAGCUUCCGUGCUCGGCGACCUCCGCCGCUCCCCGGGUCCGUGAUCGCCGGGUCCGCCGCCGACGUAAUGCGACGGCCCGUCCACCUCGAGCACGACAUCGUGCUCGGGCAAAUACACGUCUAGCGAGAACAGCUCGUCGUCGGUCAAGACCUCGAUCUCGUGCUGGACGCGGAGCUCCGCGAGCGUCGCGGACGCGGAGAGAUGCAGCCGCGACACGUCGACGUCGUCGAGGACGUUUUUUCGCCACUCCGCCUUCGCGUCGCUCUGGAUCCACGCCGGGUAGUUGGCCCUCGCGGCGCGCAGAAGCGCUCGCAUCUCGCCGCCGCCGCCGCCGUCGUCGCCGUCGUCGCCGUCGUCGUCGUCGUCGCCGUCGUCGCCGUCGUCGCGCGCCUCGAGGAGCUCCGCGUGGAUCAUGCUCGCGUGGAAGA
Messenger RNA from Micromonas pusilla CCMP1545, 1045 nucleotides. RefSeq lists its product as uncharacterized. The coding region runs from base 1 to 366 and encodes 121 amino acids. The record is from RefSeq and is a predicted model, not a curated record. NCBI's taxonomy places the organism in Eukaryota, Viridiplantae, Chlorophyta, Mamiellophyceae, Mamiellales, Mamiellaceae. The transcript is spliced from 3 exons.